ACUCAGGCUGAACUCACCUUUGCGGUUGCUUUUCCCUGAAAGAUGAAGUGUGUGCUGGUGGCCACGGAGGGUGCAGAGGUCCUCUUCUACUGGACAGAUGAGGAGUUUGAGAAGACCCUCCGCCUGAAGUUCAGGCAGUCAGGGAAUGAAGAAGAGGAGCUCCCUGCGCUGGAAGACCAGCUCAGCACCCUUCUGGCCCCAGUCAUCAUCUCCUCCAUGACGAUGCUGGAGAAACUCUCAGACACGUACACCUGCUUCUCAACAGAAAACGGCAACCACCUGUAUGUCCUGCACCUGUUUGGAGAGUGCCUGUUCAUCGCCAUCAAUGGAGACCGCAGUGAGAGCGAGGGGGACCUCCGGAGGAAGCUGUGCGUGCUCAAGUACCUGUUCGAGGUGCACUUCGGGCUGGUGACUGUGGACAGCCAGCUCAUCCGGAAGGAGCUUCGUCCCCCUGACCUGGAACAGCGUGCCCGGGUAUGGAAGCACUUUCAGAGGCUGCUGGGGACCUACAGCCACCUACGGGAACAGGAGCAGAGCUUUGCUGUGGAGGCAGUGGAGCGGCUGAUUCACCCACAGCUCUGUGAACUGAGCAUCGAGACGCUAGAGCGCCACGUGGUUCAGGCUGUCAACUCCAGCCCUGAGCGGGGUGGUGAGGAGGCUCUGCACGCCUUCCUGCUUGUGCACUGCAAGCUCCUGGCUUUCUACUCCAGCCAUGGGGCAAGCACCCUGCGCCCUGCAGAUCUCCUGGCUCUCAUCCUUCUGGUUCAGGACUUCCCGCUCACCCGAGGCACCGCAGAGGAGGACGAUGACGACAGUGACAGCCCUCAGGUCUCGGCAGCACAGGGAGAAAGGAGGAGACCCCUAAGCAGCCAAAACAUCCCAGUCCAGCAGGCUAGGAGCCAGAACACCUCAGGUCCCACCAGGAGUUCUGCAGAGACGGACACAGACAGCAUCUCCCUCCCUGAGGAGUACUUCACCCCUGCUCCUUCCCCAGGCGAGCGGAGUUCAGGUAGCUUUACCUGGCUGGAUGGUGGUACCCCGACCACAGAUGUUCUUCAGGUGGCUGAGGACACCCUCCAGGGGCUGGCCCCACACACCCCAGAACUUCCCAGCCCCAGAAGGAUCUUCCUGGAUGCCAACAUAAAAGAAAGCUACUGUCCCUUAGUGCCCCACACCAUGUACUGCCUUCCCCUGUGGCCCGGCAUCAACAUGGUGCUGCUGACCAAGAGUCCCAGCACGCCACUGGCCCUGGUGCUGUACCAACUGCUGGAUGGCUUCUCCCAACUGGAGAAAAAGCUGAAGGAGGGUCAGGAGGCUGGAAGCGCCCUGCGGUCUCAGCCCUUUGUUGGAGACCUGCGCCAGAAGAUGGACAAGUUUAUCAAGAAUCGAGUUGGACAGGAGAUUCAGAGCACCUGGCUGGAGUUUAAGAGCAAGGCCUUUUCUAGAAGUGAACCAGGAUCAUCCUGGGAGCUGCUCCAGGCCUGUGGAAAGCUGAAGCGGCAGCUAUGUGCCAUCUACCGGCUCAGCUUCCUGGCCACUGCACCCAGCAGGGGAGGCCCACACCUGCCCCAGCACCUGCAAGACCAAGCCCAGAAGCUCAUGAAGGAACGACUUCAGGACUGGAAGGACUUCCUGUUGGUGAAGAGCCAGAGGAACAUCACCAUGGUGUCCUACCUGGAUGAUUUUCCAGGCCUGGUUCACUUCAUCUAUGUGGACCGUACAACCGGGCAGAUGGUAGCUCCUUCCCUCAGCAGCAGUGAAAAAAUGUCUUCCGAGUUGGGCAGGGGGCCCCUGGCUGCCUUCGUCAAAACCAAGGUCUGGGCUCUGGUCCGGCUGGCACGCAGAUACCUGCAGAAGGGCUGCACCACACUGCUGUUCCAGGAAGGGGACUUCCGCUGCUCCUACUUCCUGUGGUUCGAGAACGACAUGGGCUACAAACUGCAGAUGAUUGAGGUGCCUGUCCUCUCAGAUGACUCAGUCCCCAUUGGAGUACUGGGAGGUGACUACUACAGGAAGCUUCUGCGCUACUAUAGCAAGAACCGCCCCUCGGAACCCGUCAGGUGCUAUGAACUGCUGAUGCUGCACCUCUCCAUCAUCCCCACUGACCUGCUGGUGCAGCAGGCCAGCCAGCUGGCCCGGCGGCUGGGGGAGGCCUCCCGAGUGACCCUGCCCUAGCCCAGAGUGCGCCUAUCUUCAGCCACCUUGCUUGCAGGCAUUCCCCACACAGCUAGGCCUCUUCCCAUCCCAGCAGCUACUAGAUGAGGGGCAGGCACCCC
Molecule: messenger RNA, 2276 nt
Organism: Acomys russatus (golden spiny mouse)
Lineage: Eukaryota; Metazoa; Chordata; Mammalia; Rodentia; Muridae
Gene: Hps1
Product: HPS1 biogenesis of lysosomal organelles complex 3 subunit 1
Exons: 19
Coding region: 43-2175 (710 amino acids)
Biological process (GO): melanosome assembly; vesicle-mediated transport
Cellular component (GO): BLOC-3 complex
Molecular function (GO): guanyl-nucleotide exchange factor activity
Source: RefSeq, a predicted model, not a curated record